AUGUCAAUUCUCCCACUCGCGAUCGUCAAUGCCAUCUAUCGGUCGUUCAUUUGCUUCGAGUUGGUCAUUCACUUUUUUGGAUUUGCCGCCACUCUCUUCUUUUUCGUCAUUUUUUUCCGCUCACCGGUAUUUCACACAAAUCUCCGAUGGGUUUUGUACAGUUUUUGUGCGAGUUUUGCGUUGACCUCAUUGAUGCGAACGAUUUUGUGCAUUUUUCAUAUGUUUUUCUUGGAAGCUCUCCAAGCCUCGAGUAAUACAUUUUUGAGCAAGAUUAGUGAUUUCUUUUUACGGGCCAGAGAUACGUGUUUGUAUGCAGGUGCUCUUCAUAUGCUUCUGCUAGCCGGUGAACGCCUUCUCGCCACCGCAAAAUCGAAAACUUAUGAAAACGAGAGGCACCAUCUCCCUUUUCUCAUAGUCAUUAUCAUUAUGUGGAGUGCCUCAAUCAUUAUGAUGUUUUUCUUGAAAAACGGGAAACUUACGCAAUACCUUUUUGCUGCUUUGUACGCGGUUUCCGAUUUGGCGUCAAUUGUUUUGAUGAUCAUUGUUUAUCGUCUAAACUACAGUAAUAUCGUUUUGAAUCAAGGAACUCUUGAUAUCAGUCACGGUUAUCAGCGAUGGUGU
This is a messenger RNA of Mesorhabditis belari, 621 nucleotides long. NCBI's taxonomy places the organism in Eukaryota, Metazoa, Nematoda, Chromadorea, Rhabditida, Rhabditidae. The record is from the annotation of a GenBank genome assembly.